Vitis riparia (riverbank grape) is the source of this 2700-nucleotide messenger RNA. RefSeq lists its product as uncharacterized. The record is from RefSeq and is a predicted model, not a curated record. Bases 1 to 2700 code for a protein of 899 amino acids. NCBI's taxonomy places the organism in Eukaryota, Viridiplantae, Streptophyta, Magnoliopsida, Vitales, Vitaceae. The transcript has 4 exons.
AUGCAAGGCGAUAGAUUCUAUGAGACUCUUCCUGAAUGGGAACCCAUGAAGGAAAAUCGCGAAGCUCCGCCGCCAUCGGAGAACCCUCAACCAUCAACCUCUCCAAAGAAAUGGCAACUCUUAAGAUCUACGACCACCCUCUUCUCUUCUUCAAAAAGUGACGAAGGCGGUUUUGACGGAGCUCCAAGCUUUGCGAGUAACUCGAAGUGCCAACCACUCCCAACCAGAAAUCAACCCUUUGCACCAGAGGGAUCAGUUCACCACUCGCACACCACUACCGCAAUCACCAAUAUUGGCCCACAUCUUCCACAACACCUUAAGUUGAAUUUUCCCAGAUUCAAUGGGGAAGACCCAAUCAACUGGAUCUACAGGGCUGAACAAUAUUUUGAGUUUCAGAACAUUGUAGCUGAAACCCAAGUUCAGUUUGCCUCCUUCCAUCUUGAAGGCAUUGCACUCCAGUGGCACCGCUGGUUGACGAAGUUUCGAGGACCCCUUUCUUGGAAUGAUUUCACCAAGGCCAUUCUCCUCAGGUUCGGUCCUACCGAAUAUGAAGAUCCUUCUGAAGCAUUGUCCCGCCUAAAGCAGACAAUUACAGUGGCUGCAUAUCAGGAGGCAUUUGAGAGACUCUCCCACCAAGUCGACGGAUUACCUGAGCCAUUUCUCAUCGGUUGCUUUAUUGCAGGGUUACGUGAUGACAUUCGCCUAGACGUCAAGAUUAAGCAACCACGCACGCUUGCAAGUGCCAUUGGAGUAGCAAGACUGAUUGAAGAGCGUAAUCUCCUUCAAAAGAAAACAGCAACUCCUAGCCGCAUCCCAAUGACAGCGACACUACAAAAGGGACCUAACCCUUCCGCGGGAAUUCUUGGACCUAAUCCAACCCAGUGGUCCAAUAAUAGCUUAAAUCCUUCUUCGUUGCCGGGACACCGAUGUGAACGGCCCCAGCUUUUCAUGAUCACGGAUACACCACCAGAAGAGGAAGAAGCUCUAGGUGACAACCAGCAAGGAACAAAGGGGAUUAACACCUUACCUGAGAUAUCAUUCCAUGCCAUUACCGGGGGUGAACACCCGCAAACCCUCCGUGUUCUAGGCCGAUUGAAGAACAAAGACCUAACUGUCUUGAUUGAUGGCGGCAGCACUCAUAAUUUCAUUGAUCAAAUGGUUGUCUCCAGAUUCGGAUUACCAGUCAUAAGAGAGAAGAAACUCCAGGUGAUCGUGGCAAAUCAAGAACGGAUCGAGUGCAUGGGGCAAUGUCCAGGACUUAUGCUCACCAUCCAAGGAAUUCCUGUCACGACAGACUACUACAUCCUACCAGUGGCAGCUUGUCAGGUGGUCUUGGGGGUCCAGUGGUUGGAGACUCUAGGUCCAAUUGAAUCAGACUAUAAGGCUCUCACUAUGUCAUUCAAAUUGGGAGGCACCAAGCAUACUCUUCAUGGGGUAAGACGCACUGCUGGAAUUUUUAACAUUGAGGCUUUGGAUGACAGGGAAUGUACAAAUCUAUGGGGCACAGGAUUUUUUUUUCAAAUUAUUCCUACACACAACCAGUCCUCUUCACUUCGACAAUUGCCAGAAAUGGUAGAGCUGCUGAACCAAUAUGCUCGGGUUUUCAAGAAACCAACAAACCUGCCUCCUAAACGCCCACACGAUCAUCGAAUUCCACUGCAGCCUAACACUGAACCAGUCAGUGUGAGACCAUACCGAUAUCCAUACUACCAGAAAGCAGAAAUAGAGCGAAUGGUGGCUGAACUCCUUCGUUCGGGACUAAUUAGACCAAGCAUGAGCCCUUUCUCCUCACCGAUGUUGUUGGUCAAAAAGGCUGAUGGCUCUUGGAGGUUCUGUGUCGACUACAGGGCUUUGAACCAUAUCACCAUCAAGGACAAGUACCCUAUUCCAGUGAUAGACGAGUUAUUGGAUGAACUCCAUGGGGCCAAGUUCUUCUCUAAACUGGAUUUAAGAUCAGGAUACCACCAAAUCCGGAUGCAAGAAGAAGAUAUUCUGAAGACUGCUUUCAGGACCCACGAAGGACACUAUGAAUUUGUGGUCAUGCCAUUCGGGCUCACCAAUGCCCCAGCAACUUUUCAAAGCCUCAUGAACGAUCUCUUUCGGUCCUAUCUCCAAAAAUUCAUUCUCGUAUUCUUCGACGACAUACUGGUCACCUACUUGGGCCAUAUUAUUUCAGAAGAAGGAGUAUCUGUUGACCCGGACAAAAUACAGGCAGUAGUCACUUGGCCUAAGCCCACUACAGCUAGAGAAGUACGUGGGUUCCUAGGCUUAGCAGGAUACUAUCGAAAAUUCAUAAGCCAUUUUGGCGGCAUAGCAGCAUCCUUAACCAAACUCCUAACCAAAGACCAAUUCAAGUGGAGUAGUGAAGCAGAAGAAGCCUUCCACAAAUUAAAAGAAGUGUUGACCAAUCCGCCAACCUUACGUCUGCCAGACUUCACUCAAAGGUUCGUGAUAGAAUGUGAUGCAAGCGGGACUGGAAUAGGGGCAGUUCUCACUCAGUAUAACCACCCUGUGGCUUAUUUCAGUGAAGCUUUAAAGGGAUCAGCUUUGGCACUAUCCACCUAUGAGAAAGAAAUGCUGGCAGUUGUCAAGGCAAUCAAAAAGUGGCGUCCCUACCUGCUAGGUAAACCAUUCACAGUUCGCACUGACCAUCGGAGCCUUAAAUAUCUGCUGGAACAACGGAUUACCACUCCCGUAUAG